Mollisia scopiformis is the source of this 468-nucleotide messenger RNA. RefSeq lists its product as uncharacterized. NCBI's taxonomy places the organism in Eukaryota, Fungi, Ascomycota, Leotiomycetes, Helotiales, Mollisiaceae. The transcript has a single exon. The annotation marks the transcript as partial. The record is from RefSeq and is a predicted model, not a curated record.
CUCUCGCACUGCAAAGCCUGCAGAACCACCUAUUACUGUAGUACAGAUUGUCAGAAGCGCAACUGGUCAGUCCAUAAAACCUACUGCAAAUUCCUCCAAAAGUUCCCGCGGAAUUCCGAACCUCAAUCUAUCUCUUGCGCCAAGAUCCACUCCUCAAACGUCCGCUACGAAGAUGUCUCCGUGCCAUCGAAUUAUGCCAUGUUCAGAACCCGAGCCCUACCUAUUACUGCAAAAUUCGGAUAUCCGCUCGUCAUGUCACGUUUAGUGGAGAAUUUACCGCUCGGGCAGGAUACAGAGAAUCAUCAUGCGACAUGGCUGAACAUUGACCCAGAGUCUGGAUUUGCGCCACCACACUGGCAAGGAGGUAUUGGAACUGUGCUUGUUGCUGCCGCAGAUGGAAGUCCAUUCGAUACGGAGACUCUGGGUGCGAUUACAGACUAUAUUGGGAUUAUCUUGGAUAACUUUGGU